CGCUCCCGCUCGGCGUACUUGUCGCCGCGCCAGCCCCAGCGAGCCGGCUCUCCCCGCCCCGCCAGCCCGGGCCCUACCUGCGGCCGCCGUCGGGGGAGGGGGGUCCCCCCAGCUCUGCGGAGCCGCAUGAACAAUAGGCGGCGGCGGCUCCUGCGGGCGGCGGCAGCCCCGCACCCUAUGGAUCGGCCGCUCCAUGGAGCCCUCCAGAGCGCUUCUCGGCUGCCUGGCGAGCGCCGCCGCUGCCGCCCCGCCGGGGGAGGAUGGAGCGGGGGCCGGGGCCGAGGAGGAGGAGGAAGAGGAGGAGGAGGCGGCGGCGGCGGCCCCGGGGGAGCUGGGUUCCGAUGCACCGCUGCCCUACUGGACGGCGGUGUUCGAGUACGAGGCGGCCGGCGAGGACGAGCUGACCCUGCGGCUGGGCGACGUGGUGGAGGUGCUGUCCAAGGACUCGCAGGUGUCCGGCGACGAGGGCUGGUGGACCGGGCAGCUGAACCAGCGGGUGGGCAUCUUCCCCAGCAACUACGUGACCCCGCGCAGCGCCUUCUCCAGUCGUUGCCAGCACGGCGGCGAGGACCCCAGUUGCUACCCGCCCAUUCAGUUGUUAGAGAUUGAUUUUGCGGAGCUAACCCUGGAAGAGAUUAUUGGCAUCGGGGGCUUUGGGAAGGUCUAUCGUGCUUUCUGGAUAGGGGAUGAGGUUGCCGUGAAAGCAGCUCGCCAUGACCCCGAUGAGGACAUCAGCCAGACUAUAGAGAAUGUUCGCCAGGAGGCCAAGCUCUUCGCCAUGCUGAAGCAUCCCAACAUCAUUGCCCUUAGGGGGGUGUGUCUGAAGGAACCCAACCUCUGCUUGGUCAUGGAGUUUGCCCGUGGAGGGCCUUUGAAUAGAGUGUUAUCUGGGAAAAGGAUUCCCCCAGACAUCCUGGUGAACUGGGCUGUGCAGAUUGCCAGAGGGAUGAACUACUUACAUGAUGAGGCAAUUGUCCCCAUCAUCCACCGCGACCUUAAGUCCAGUAACAUAUUGAUCCUCCAGAAGGUGGAGAAUGGAGACCUGAGCAACAAGAUUCUGAAGAUCACUGACUUCGGCCUGGCUCGAGAGUGGCACCGAACCACAAAGAUGAGCGCAGCGGGGACGUAUGCUUGGAUGGCACCCGAAGUCAUUCGUGCCUCCAUGUUUUCCAAAGGCAGUGACGUGUGGAGCUACGGGGUGCUGCUUUGGGAGCUCUUGACCGGCGAGGUGCCCUUCCGAGGAAUCGAUGGCUUAGCUGUGGCUUACGGAGUUGCCAUGAACAAGCUCGCCCUUCCCAUUCCUUCUACAUGCCCAGAACCUUUUGCCAAACUCAUGGAAGAUUGCUGGAAUCCUGACCCUCAUUCACGACCAUCUUUCACAAAUAUCCUGGACCAGCUAACUACCAUAGAGGAGUCUGGCUUCUUUGAAAUGCCCAAGGACUCCUUCCACUGCCUGCAGGAUGACUGGAAACACGAGAUUCAGGAGAUGUUUGACCAACUCAGGGCCAAAGAAAAGGAGCUGCGCACCUGGGAGGAGGAGCUGACGCGGGCCGCGCUCCAGCAGAAGACCCAGGAGGAGCUGCUGCGGCGCCGCGAGCAGGAGCUGGCCGAGCGGGAGAUCGACAUCCUGGAGCGGGAGCUCAACAUCAUCAUCCACCAGCUGUGCCAGGAGAAGCCCCGGGUGAAGAAGCGCAAGGGCAAGUUCCGGAAGAGCCGGCUGAAGCUCAAGGACGGGAACCGCAUCAGCCUCCCUUCCGAUUUCCAGCACAAGUUCACGGUUCAGGCCUCCCCCACCAUGGAUAAAAGGAAGAGUCUCGUCAGCAGCCGCUCCAGUCCUCCCGCGAGCCCCACCGUCAUUCCUCGCCUUCGGGCCAUCCAGUUGACACCGGGUGAAAGCAGCAAAACCUGGGGCCGGAACUCAGUCAUCCUGAGAGAGGAAGGGGAGGAGGAGGAGAAGAGGGCCCCCAAGAAGAAAGGACGGACGUGGGGGCCAAGCACGCUUGGUCAGAAGGAGCUUGCCUCCGGAGAUGAAGGAUCCCCUCAGAGACGUGAGAAAGCUAAUGGUUUAAGCACCCCAUCAGAAUCUCCACAUUUCCACCUGGGCCUCAAGUCCCUGGUGGAUGGUUACAAACAGUGGUCGUCCAGUGCCCCCAACCUGGGGAAGGGCCCGAGGAGUAGCCCAGCGCUGCCAGGGUUCACCAGCCUUAUGGAGAUGGAGGAUGAGGACAGUGAAGGCCCCAGAAGCGGGGAGGGUCGUCUACAGCAUCCACCCAACCAGUCCUACCUCUGUAUCCCAUUCCCUCGUGGAGAGGACGGAGAGGGCCCCUCCAGUGACGCAGUCCACGAGGAGCCAACCCCGGUCAAUUCGGCCACCAGUACCCCGCAGCUGACGCCCACCAACAGCCUCAAGCGGGGCGGCGGCCACCACCGCCGUUGUGAGGUGGCCCUGCUCGGCUGUGGGGCUGUUCUCGCAGCCACGGGCCUGGGGUUCGACCUGCUGGAAGCCGGCAAGUACCAGCUGCUUCCCCCGGAGGAGCCUGAGCCCCCAGCCCGGGAGGAGAAGAAGAGGCGCGAGGGUCUUUUCCAGAGGGCCAGCCGGCCUCGUCGGAGCACCAGCCCCCCCUCCCGGAAGCUCUUCAAGAAGGAGGAGCCCAUGCUGCUGCUGGGAGACCCCUCCGCCUCCCUGACGCUGCUGUCGCUCUCGUCCAUCUCGGAGUGCAACUCCACCCGCUCCCUGCUGCGCUCUGACAGCGACGAGAUCGUGGUGUACGAGAUGCCCGUCAGUCCGGCCGAGGCCCCGCCCCUGAGCCCGUGCACCCGCAACCCCCUGGUCAACGUCCGCGUGGAGCGCUUCAAGCGGGACCCGAACCAGUCCCUGACUCCCACCCACGUCACCCUCACGGCCCCCGCGCAGCCCAGUGGCCACCGGCGGACUCCUUCCGACGGGGCCCUCAAGCCAGCGGCUCUCCUCGCCAGCAGGAGCCCCUCCAGCAAUGGGCUGAGCCCCAGCCCUGGAGCAGGAAUGUUGAAAACCCCCAGCCCCAGCCGAGACCCAGGUGAAUUCCCCCGUCUCCCUGACCCCAAUGUGGUCUUUCCCCCAACCCCAAGGCGCUGGAACACACAGCAGGACUCCACCUUGGAGAGACCCAAGACCCUGGAGUUUCUGCCUCGGCCACGUCCUUCUGCCAACCGGCAACGGCUGGACCCUUGGUGGUUUGUGUCCCCCAGCCACGCCCGUAGCGCCUCCCCAGCCAACAGCUCCAGCACGGAGACGCCCAGCAACCUGGACUCCUGCUUUGCUAGCAGCAGCAGCACUGUGGAGGAACGGCCUGGACUUCCGGCCUUGCUCCCAUUCCAGGCGGGGCCGCUGCCCCCCGCUGAGCGGACGCUUCUGGAUCUGGAUGCGGAGGGUCAGAGUCAGGACAGCACCGUGCCGCUGUGCAGAGCUGAACUGAACACACACAGGCCUGCCCCUUAUGAGAUUCAGCAAGAGUUCUGGUCUUAGCGUGAAAUGGGCUGGGGGCGGCCAAGGGGGAAGCAGGAGGAGAUUGGGGGAGCUGGUUGGCACAGCCCUUUCUCAGAGUUGGACCCCCCCUGAAAUCCAGCCCUACUUCUUGCACUGAUAAUGCACUUUGAAGAUGGAAGGGGCGGAAGCAGGGCCACUUCAGAGGGUCCCCUGCCCUAUAGGGCCUUUCUACCCACGUCCACUGGAAGGGGCUGUGGCUAUCAGCUCUGGCUGUGUAGGGGAGAGAGGGGUGCGUGCAUGUCCCCCAUCCUCCACAGUCUUCCUCGCCUUUCGGGUGGCCCUGCGGGGUCACUCAGCCAAAUUUGUCUGCUGCUCCCUCUCCUGAGCCCCCGGGUAAGCCCAGAGCCCAUCCUGGAGCCCUCGUAUUAGCCCUGAGUUCCACCUUUCCAAACACCAGUAUUGGAUGUUCUGUGAUUGAUUUUUGCUCCUCUUCCACAUCCUUCCCCAACAUCUAUGAAUCCGCAUCUCAGCUGGGGUAAAAUAGGAGCUUUUCCGGGUCCUCAGCCCUUACGUGCCAGCCAGAGGACCGAGGGCAUGGUGCCCCGGCGUGGGGCACAGGAGUUGCCGGACCCGGCACUGACCUGCCUGUGUUUCCAGGUGCCCCCUCCCUGCAUUUAUUUGAGCCUUGCAGGGAUGAGGGGACCUGCCUCAAUGAGAACUGGGGGGAGGGGGAGGAGGAGUUAGGAAACCCAGAGUCAAGUGGCAGCCAAGAGAGUCACAGAGUCUGUCCUUGUUCCUUUUGGAAUCGUGCAAAUAAGGGCAGAAACCAGCACCGUUGAUGGCAUCCAUCUCCUACCUGGGGUCUGGACAUGGCCAGACCAGUUUCUGCCCCAAACAUGCUCAUCCCAGGGAUCAUUUCUUGGGAGACUCACUCACCGGUGCCAGUUCUGAAGCCAGAGACGAAGUUCCUGCGCUUGUCCAUUUUGUUGUCUGACCUUUAUGUGUGACGCCCGCCCGUCCCUUGACCUUUCCUCCCAUCCUGGGAUCAGUGGACUUUGGGUUGUGUGUGUGGUUGGUAGAGACUUUGUGCCGCUCCAGAAGAGCUUAUUGGUGGGGGCAGAGUGGGGGCUCCUGGACAGUGGGAGCCAGAACUGGGGGGAUACCUUCUCAGCCAGGCCGUCCAUUCCGGGAUGCCCUUGAAGGAAAACGGAGCCUUAGUGGUACCUUCCACAAAUGGACACGGUGAGGCCAUGAUGUUUGUAAGGUGCUCAGUGAGCCCCUAAUGAUUGUGCCCCAAGCUUCAAGCCCUGGGCUCUGCAGGCUGACCAUGGUCCCUUGUCACGUACACAGGACGCCCCGAUGCUGGGCUCUGGACCCUGCAUGGGGUUGGAAGGAGAGCAGAGGCCAACCCCUACUUUUCUGGAGUUCGUUUCCUUGACUUGAAUGUUGAGUUGCUUCUAGAGCUUUCUCCUGUGUACUUUCACUUCUCCGCUUACCCUGAGGUCUCCUGUGUCAAGUGUGAACAAUUGUCUUGUGCGGGACACACACAUGAACUUGAUGGGGAGCAGAGCCUUAGGUCAUGCCUCUCUCCCCUCCAGACUCUCCAAACGUCGCUUCACUGUCCUCUCUCACAGAAUAGUUCCCUGGAGAUGCUGCCAGACAGCCUGCGGGCUCCCUGUGGUCCGGGAAGGGGAGUGGGGGCAACGAAGCUGGCUCAGGUGAUGACUUUGGUCCCUGCUCCGUCUCUCCCUGUAACUGAUAAAGUCCCAACCUGGGAAUGAAGGAAGGGGUAACCUCAGCUUUCAAAUGGCUCCUUGUUUGAUGAGCUCAGUGGCACUCUGGCGCAAGGGUGCCACCUCAUCUCGGGUGGGAGGCGCGCUCAGUGUAUUGCCCCUGGGACUUGGCCGUCCUGUGUCAUCUCUCCUUUGUGCAGUGAAGACUGCGAGGGACCAUUUUUGCCUCCACCACCACCCCCCCCCCAGCCCCUUGGCCAGAAGGGGAAAAAAUGUGAAUCGUCUCCACAGUUCCAGCCCACCAAGUACUCCCCUUUGUUCUUGAUGGGGAGAGGGCCGCAGGUGGUCUCUUCCUUGCCCUUCCCCAGGACUCUCCAUAGCCCCGUUCCUAAGUCACUAAUGCAUUUGCAAACUCUUGGCUCCGCUGAAUGGCCCCUCCGCGGGGUGCAGCCUACAGCAAGAUCCAAACCCGCUGGCUCUGGGCCGCGCUCUGCACGGUGAGGCAACUGACGGUUCUCUACUUCUCGUUGUUUCUUGGGGUGGUAGCCAUCUCUGUUGGGAGCGGCAGCAUGACUGUUGCAGUGCUGGCUGCAUGGCGGCCCCUUGGCCUUGCGUGAGAGGUGGAACCCGUUUCUCACUCCCCACCCGGAGGGAAGACGGGACGCCUGGGUCCGCUGAGGGUAGAAUUGCACGUGCGAGAGGCAGAAGCAGGUUUAGUCUGAAGCGGCUUCGGGGAGCUCGCCCGGGGACAGAGGAGUUCCUUCUCAGCUCCUCCAAACCCUGUCUCUGAUGGGCCCCUGCCCGCUGCACACACUCUCUCUCUCUGUGGGGCGAGGCUCGGUUGAAUGCGGAUCCUGUGUAGUAAUGGGUUUGAGUUGCUUUCUGUCCACCUCGGCUCCCCGGCCUCUGUGGCCGCGGUCAGGAGCAGGCCUUGAAGCUGGGGUCAGCCCCGGCCGUGGCAUUAGCCAGCAUCUCCUGUUCUCUUUGCUUCUCUUUCCUCAGGAACACUUACCCUCUGCCCUUGGCAGGUGCUCACUACCUAGAAUGUGGUGACGGGAAGCGGGUCCUGCUUUCUGGUCCUCCUCCCCAGAUCCUUCCACGGAUUCUAAACAGGAUUAUCCUCUAUUUACCCCCUUGGGGAUCCAGGCCAUUGCCAGGGCCUGAGUGGAUGUCCCCACUUUCCCCAAAUGUUAUUUCUGAGAGGCUCUGGAGGUGGUCUUCACCUCGCAUCCUGUAGUACCCCCGGGUCCGGGGGUGGUGGUGACGAUAGCUCACAAGGGUCCACUCAGAAUGAUGCUAACCUUUCCUCCCGGCCUUUACAAGCUUGCAUCAUUGUCCUGAUACACUUGCUGGUACAGAAGAGGAAGCGCUUCAGGAGGAAGACAUUCAAGGGAAGAGAAAUUGAAAAGCUGUUUGGGCUGGCUGCUGAGUUGGGCACCGAGCUCUUGAGCCCUGAGCAAGGUGUCUCUCUCCCACUUUCUGCUUUGCUCUCUGGCCUCGGGCUUGGUCUUUCGCUCCUCUCACAUUCCCUUCCUGUAAAAGCCACCGUUACCCGCUUCCCUGUCAAGGCCUUGAGGACACGUAUCCCAGCAGGUCAGCGAAGCCCUCCGCUCCCUGCCGACCAUCAGGACGGACUGCUGGCUUCAGCAGUGUGGUUCUCACCACUUCUGCCUCUGAGGGACUUGCCUCCUGUUCCUUCCUUUGGUUUCUGGAAGAGUAGUGCUUUGGAGUUGGCUUAGUCUGGGGGCCAUGGUCAGGCGUGUGUUCUUCCACAUUUAUGUGGCACCUGGUGUUUGUAAGCGCCCUUUCUACUCCCCCCACUUCACUUGUCCUGCUGGUCCUCACUGUCACUGUCUUAGGAAGGAGGACCGAGGAGACGGGGAGGCCGGAGGCAGUGUCAGAAUGACAGUUUGGGGUCUCAGAUUUUUUUAGGAGUCAUUCCCAGAGUCUGCUUUGUUCAGAGACUGGAAUCGGACCAGUUCCUGGAAGAAAGUUUGUGGGAAGGUCCGCCGGCCCUUGAGAUCCAUGUCCCGGUGUGAGGCUCUUUACAAGGCCCCUAUUCCCUCCGGCCAUGGUUGCUCAGGGACACAGCAAGACACCCCAAGGGCACCCAGGUGUGGCUUAUGGUCCACACUCUUGCUCCUCAGUUCCCACAGUGGAGGCCCCCUCCUCCCUCUGUCCCCCUACAAGCGGGAGACAGCGCCCGAGCAUUGCUAACUCUUCCAGCACACGUUUCACAAAAGCAGAGAGCAGUGGACUCUGAAGGCCGGACGGCUGCGAAGGGGAUGCUUCAGGGAGCCUUGACCUUUUCUCCCAUGUUUAAUUAAGCCUGUGCUUUUGACUCAGGUAGGGGAGGGCCCCCCCUUCAGGCAGGUGAGGAACAUUCCGUUGCCUCUUGAAGGAUUUUGGGGAAGAAGCAGAUUUGUCCUUGCUGUAGUGCCAGGCUUUUCCAGAAAGCUCUGCCAGAGUCUGUGGUGUCCUGGGUCAGAAGUGAGAGCAGCCCACAGCACGUUGUGUUCCCAGGUGACCAUCGUGGCAGGAGUGGCAGACUAAUGGUUACCUGAGCUGUCUCCAUACUAGCUUACUAGCUAUGUGGAGUUGCAAAUGUUUCUUCCCCUCUCUGGACCUCUGAGCCCAACCAGGAACUAAGGGGGAUGCUACCUUCCCUACCCGAAGCACGAAAAAGCCCUUUAACUUCAAAAUGUGUGAUUCUGGAACCGAGGGUCCAGCACCGAGGAGCCUCCCCUUGCUGGAUCGCUUCUCUUUGCGGAGAAAAUGUGUGCGUGCGUGUGUGUGUGUGUGUGUGUGUGUGCGUGCGUGUGUAUGUGUGCGUGCAUGCAUGUGUGUGGUUGUAGGUCAAAACCAGUCGAAUCUUGGCAGUUUCCUUUGGUUCAGCAUGCUGGGCCACCUGCCUCUCCCCUUGGCUUCAGGCCUAGGGAUGAGUUCUUGUCAGGCUACUUUCAUUCCUCGCAACACAAUCCCAAAUGCUCCCUUCUUUCAGACGAAUCCUUGCUCUCUUAGAUCAGGAAUUCAGAUUAGUGAAAAUCCACACUAGAAAGGAAAACGCGUUGCUGUGCUGGGAGUCCUCGGUCCCUAGCUCCUCCCCUGCCUGGCCACCCGGGCGCUGCCCAUCGCUGCCCAUCGCGGGCACUGGUGUUUGAAGGCAGAGACCCGAGUCCUGGCUAAUGAAGCGAAGUCCCGGGAUUUAGGUUCCUAGUUAAGCUGACCCCGCUCUGCAGGCCGGGGGAGCCUCUCGUCAGCCUCUCCGCUUGCUGACUAUUUCCCAUUCUUCCCGGUGAGACACUGGCAGCAACUCCCUCCUUUGUUCAUUUCCUGUCUUGGGCCCGUGUCCUCCCAGGCUGCUCAGGGAGCCCUAGGGGUAGUCGUUCUGAAGGUUGGGCUCCUUCCUUAACUUAGAGCCAGGAGGACUGGCCUUCCUGAUUCUUCCUGCCUGUGGCUCCCUGCAUUCCCCGCCUAUAGCCUUGCCCUGGGUCCCUUGGUCACCGCUGCAGUGAGACCAGAGAAAAGCCCUUGUAGUGAGUUACACUCCCUCGGUCCCCAGCUGUAUCAAAGAAGGGAGGUGACGAACUCGUCAGCUUUCUCCUCUGAGUUUUCUCACUGUCCACCCUAAACACACAGACUCGCACACUCACGUGCUUGCACACAGAUUUAAACUGAAUUUUCUGGAGGAUUAAGGAAAGAGGUUGGUGAUGGGUUUUACUUGGUUUGCAGAAAUGCCUUCUUUGGGAUUUUCCUCCCUGUUCGAGCCUUUGAGUCUAGGUGAAAAAAGUGAAAGUUCACAUUUGUGUUCGUUUUGUUUCUCUGGAAUUAGCUAUUCGUUUUCAUCCCUAGGUUCCAGUGUCUUGUCCACACGUCCUGACCCUGUGUCCUUGAAUUCCCAUUUUGCUUUGGGAUUUAAGUUAUUGUAAUUUGUCAACAAUAUUUAAGACUAGAAAAGCCCAGAAGGAAACUUACCAGGUUCUUUUCUUUGGCU
Messenger RNA from Enhydra lutris kenyoni (northern sea otter), 9193 nucleotides. RefSeq names its product mitogen-activated protein kinase kinase kinase 9. The record is from RefSeq and is a predicted model, not a curated record. Lineage: Eukaryota; Metazoa; Chordata; Mammalia; Carnivora; Mustelidae. Gene Ontology annotation, biological process: protein phosphorylation. Bases 194 to 3505 code for a protein of 1103 amino acids. Gene Ontology annotation, molecular function: protein binding; JUN kinase kinase kinase activity; ATP binding. The transcript is spliced from 12 exons.